Mangifera indica (mango) is the source of this 560-nucleotide messenger RNA. Its product is annotated as TMV resistance protein N-like. Gene Ontology annotation, biological process: signal transduction. NCBI's taxonomy places the organism in Eukaryota, Viridiplantae, Streptophyta, Magnoliopsida, Sapindales, Anacardiaceae. The record is from RefSeq and is a predicted model, not a curated record. Bases 1 to 525 code for a protein of 174 amino acids. The transcript has a single exon.
AUGCGAAGUGCCUUUCAUGACUUGCAGUUAAUGGCCUCCUCUUCUUCUUCUUAUUCCUCUAUUACUCCUAAAUUAGAGUAUGAGGUUUUCCUUAGUUUCCAUGGUGUGGACACCCGAACAAACAUUACCAGCCAUCUGUAUGAAGCCUUUUGUCAGAAAAAGAUUAAAACUUUCAUUGAUGAUAAGCUUACUAGAGGAGAAGAAAUUUCUGCCUUUCUUUUAAAGGCAAUUGAACAUUCAAAGAUCUCGGUUAUCAUUUUCUCUAAAGGCUACGCUUCCUCCAGAUGGUGUCUCAAAGAACUUGAAGAGAUUGUUAAAUGUAAGAACACAUAUGAUCGGAUCGUAAUACCAGUCUUCUAUGACGUAGAUCCAUCUGAUGUCAGGAAUCAAACUGGGGAUUUUGGGAAAGCAUUUGCUGAGCUUGAAAAGCGUUUUAUGGAUGAUUCAGAGAUGUUGCAGAGAUGGAGGACUGCUUUGAGGGAUGCAGCCAGCUUGUCUGGUUAUGAUUCAAAGAACUCUAGGUAACUGUAAAUUUUUGUAUCAAUGUUUUUAUGUAAUAA